AUGUCGAAUAAACCAACUGGAUUCGCGAAUUAAUUUUUCACAAAAUUGUUUUGUUAUUUAUUUUUUAAAACCUUUUGCAAAUUCCUUUAAAUUAAAUUGAAACUAAAUUAAAUAAAUGAACAAAUGAUGUGUUGAAAUAUUCCUUUUCUUUUGGAACACACUUUAUGUGUUCCUAAUCGAUGGAAUGUUGUUAUAUUUGAGUUUAAGUUUUAAGUGAAACAAAAAGAAAAGAAAGAAAAAGAAUCCAAAAGUGUGUGAAAUUGAAAUCAGUUCUAAUUUAUUUAAUAAAUGAAAUAGAAUUUAAAUAAUUUGUGAAACAAAAAUGGAGUCGAAUAGUAAAUCGAAUCCAAGUGAAACUCCAAAACAAAACAAAAAGAAUCCAUCGCCGCAAAAAAAGAAGAAAAAGAAGAGUCCAUCAAAAGCAUCACAAACGAAACCAUCAUCAUCGACACCUUCGUCGUCGUCGUCCAGCAAAAAUACAUCCAAUUCCAAUCAAUCAGCAGGUCGACAUUCUGACCACAAUGACAGGCGAGACCGAUAUCAUUAUCAUCGACAUUCAAAUUCCAGAGAUCAGCGUGAAAGGACUCAUUACAAUUCAAACCACGACUCUGAACGAAACUUCAAUAAAAAACCCUAUCAAAACAACUGGAAGUCUUCGGGAAAAAAUUCCUACAAUAAUCGCAAUUGGAAACGUCCCUAUUCAAAACAUACAAAUAAAAAAUUUCAAAACUAUAACAAUAAUUUCCGAAGAGAAGAAGAAGAUUACUAUCAUAACAACAGAAACUUUCAAAAUGACGGACCAUUUGAUGAAAUCACAUUUGAUAAUUCAGAGAAUCAACAAUUCUGGCAUGAAGACAGCAUUUCUGGGCAACUUCCUGUGCCAGCGGCAUUUGAAUCUGUUAUUAAAUGUGCUGAAGAACUUUUAAAACGUGGCUUCUGUGAUCCAGGAGGUGGAGUGCAAAUAACUGAUAAUUAUAAUAAAGAGGAGGUUAUUGCAACUGAAUCCUUAGUAAAUGUUUUAGAAAAAUCCAAUCCUAAUGAAACUGAAGCAAUCGCACCUAAUAAAAGUCAAGAACUAUCACCUGAAAAGUUUGAACAAAUUGAUGAUAUCGAUCGUACCCAUCAGCAACACAUAUAUGACAGCUUGAAACAAGGUUUCUUAAUAAGUCAAAACGAAGAAGUGCCAACUGAUCUUCUGCCAGUAUUUUCAACAAACGAAAGCCAAGGCUAUGAUGCUUGCGAACAAUUUGAACAAUUCUCAACAAAUCCGGAACCAAACACAUAUAAUGAUCUUUUUACCAAUAUUAAAACCGAACGUCCAGAAGAAGAAUUCAAUCUGGAAGAGUGUAUAAACAGUAAUAAUAGUUUCCCUUCAAUAUCGGUCAUUCCGAUUUCCCGACUUAUCAAAAGCGAAAUUCAAGAUAUAAACAGAGCUGAUUUAAUUGCUCCAACUACUCCAAACAAGGAGAAGCGGUCUCAAAAGCCAAAUUUAGUUCAACGCAAGAAGAGCAUCACCAAAGACGGGAGUCUAACUGAGAAUAUAGUACAGCGUGUGGCCAAUAUGGACAAAGUAGGCAUAAAAAAUGUCAUUAAUAGUUCAGGAACAAAAUACGAUGCAGCCCUAAAAAUACAAGCACGCAAAAGGCUGCGCGAAGAAAUCCGGAAACAACUUAAGUCCAUGAACUUUAAUCCUCCGGGAGAUAAUGAAAACAACGUUCUUAUUCCAGAUGAAAUUGUUGACUCGAUGAGCAUUCCUGCGGUAGUAUUGGAUGAAAUAAGAAAGGCUUUUGGUAUAGUUUUGGUUGAGGAUAAAAACUCAAAGACAGCUGUCAGAGACGCUGAUAAAACUGAAAAACCUGAUAGCGCUGAGAAGUCGUCGGUUGGCCCACCUCCUGCAAUUUCGACUGCAGAACCUGCCAUUCAACCAACCGAAGUAGCACCAAAAUCUCCAGACCUUAGAAGUCGAAUCAAAAUGUUGGAAGACUGCAAAUCUCAAACGGAAAAAUCACCUCCAAUAAAAGUGGAGCAACCCCGACGAAGCAGAUCCACACAACCCAUACUUAUAAUUGAUUCCUCAUCGUCAAGUUCGUCCGAAUCAAGUUCAAGCAGUGAUUCAGAUAGCAGUUCAACAUCGAGUGGAAGCAAUUGCAGUAAUUCUUCUUCCUUCAAACGCCGCCGUCGAAAGAAACGAAUACUUGAAGCAAAUGUGGUGGGAAAUUUCGAAAAGCUCAUCCUGCCAAACCUCACCUUAGCUCAACGCCGUCGAUACAAAGAGAAAUACUCGAAGACAACGAAAAACUCCCUUUUAUAUAUCUAUGGGGUAUGUGUGAGUCGAGCGAACCGAAACAACACCUCCUCUGCGGAGGAAAAAGAACAACUCAAAGUGAAGCAGAACCUUAGCUCAGCUGACAAUGCUCAAGCCUUAGAAUUUCUCAUGAAAGCCAUACUUAAUCUAUUUGAAAAACAAAAGGAAACUCUCAAGAAGAGCAAGGCGAAAAAUCCACAAAUAAAAAGUUCCAAUCCUAUUAGUACUACAUCAAAAAAAUUAAAAGAUACCACAUGUAACGAGGGGAACUCUGACGAUGACAAAGAGUCCACAAGGAGGCGGAGCGAAAGUGCCAACUCAGGAGAAUUUCCAAAACAUCAAAGUACUGCUUCACACAAAUUGGAUAAGACAUCAACAAAGGGUCGUGUUAAUGAUAAGCAAAAAGAUUCUAUCGCUGAAAGUGCGAAUUCAGCAUCAAGGGUGUCGUCUGAUGAUGGGGCACCUGUUACACCAGAUUUGGAAUCAGACACAGAAUCAACGAGUGAUAAAAACCCACCCUUAAGACAAUGGAAAUCGCCAGGAGAAAAAAAGUGCGUUGAAGUCGCUGAAUCAACUUCACUCCUCGGUAAUCUUGGAACUUUCAAGCCACCCUUAGAAAUUGACUCAGCUCUGAGUAACCUUGGGAUGAUGCAAUCUCCACUAGCUAAUUACUCCUUUGAUAUUGAAUCCUUGAAAUCGCAAAGUUCAAUUGGUGACGAAGCUGUAAGUAGUAUUCGUGAAAUUGAUGUUAAGCUAAUGGAACUGCACAAACGAAAGAUGUACAUCGAAGAAAUGAUUCUUAAAUUGCAAAAAGACAAAAUGGAGGUUGACUUGUGGACAAUGAAAUUGCAAAAUGAAAAGUUUAUACUUCUUAAUUCGGCCCUAGCGAGUGUCUCGAGUAAUGCAGCUUCAUCGAACUCAUCUUGUGUCAAGAGAAAAGUACUGCCGAUAUCAAUAGCGGAAAAACUUCAAAAUCGAAAUAAACACAAUUUGGUAGAAACCAUAAACAAUAUUGUAAAACAAAAACGAACAAAGCGAAUAUCGAACAGUUCCAUGGACGAGGAAAAAUCUGAAGACAAUCCGGCACCAAAGAGAACUAGAAGUUCUAAAAAUACAACCUCAGUUUCAGAUGGUUUAGCUGGAAUUUCGUCAAAGAAAGUAUAUAGUUCAGAGCCAACAGAAGAAGCAGUAGCUGUAGAUACAUUUAAAAAAGUUGAAGAGAAAGAUGAGGAUUUAAAGACUGUAGAAAUGCCGAAGGUCGAUUAUACAAAUGUACCGAAUGGAAAUCUAGAAGGAUGGAAACUGCCAAUCACACAAAUAAUAGUUGUCGGCGAGGCAAUAGUUGCAGCUUCGGAAGAUGGAAAUAUCUAUAAGUUUAAUAUUAGAACAAGAGAGCUGGAGUCAAAGUUUUCCAAGCACACAGAGGCCAUAACACAAAUUUAUACCUGCCCAAGGGAGAAUUUUGUGUAUACAACAUCACUGGAUGGAUAUUUGAAGAAAACUUCAAUUGAAAACUUUGGCUUAGAACUUCAAUCGGUUAAUAUUCAAGAACCUUUGCAAUCUAUCGAUAUUGAAUGGUGUACAGCAUUUAUUGGCAGUCGAUGGGGAAAUAUCUUUACAUACGAUAUAAAGAAUAACAGUUUAUCUGAAUCUCUUCUUUGUUCGUCUGGAAGUUCUAUAAUUGCAAUAAGAGCCACAAAGGAGGGUCCUCGAAAAAUACUCAUUGUAUCUUCCAAAGGAAAUCAAAUCAAUUUUCGAGAUGCCAUGACUGGUCUUUUGCUAAGAUCUUUAGAUAUCUCCGAUAGCUUACACAUCUAUAGUAUUCUUCUAGACGAUGGUUGCGUCUACUGUGGAACUCAACGCAAUGAAAUUCAUCAAUAUAAUUUUACUACUGGAGGUCGUUUGGCAAUAUUUCGUUGUGGAAAUGGAGCAGUCUCUAUGAAAUUGUACAAAGAUAGAUACAUUUUUGUUGGCUGCUAUGACGGAUUUGUUUAUGUUUUGGAUAAGAAAACAGGAUGUCAAAUAGGACGGUUUCCAGGAUCUGGAAAAAUGAUAUUGGCAUUGGAGAUCGCAGGCGAUAAACUGAUAACAUCGGCCAAGGACAAUACAAUGCAAAUUAUUGACAUACCCAAGUAUAUUGCCACUAUUAAGGAUAAAAGUUAAAAACAGAAUUUAUUCAUAAGCCUUACAACUUUAACGCAACAUUGUUUAUUUUUAUAUUAUAUAUAAUAUGAAAACUUUUUUAUUUUUUAAAAAUGAAAUUACUUUUAAUUUCGAUAAGUUUAAAUUUUUGGUUCAUACUUUUACGCAAAGAAAAAAGUUUUAAUAAAUUAAAUUAUAUAAAA
Eupeodes corollae is the source of this 4650-nucleotide messenger RNA. RefSeq names its product PHD finger protein rhinoceros. Gene Ontology annotation, molecular function: RNA binding; protein binding. The transcript is spliced from 7 exons. The record is from RefSeq and is a predicted model, not a curated record. NCBI's taxonomy places the organism in Eukaryota, Metazoa, Arthropoda, Insecta, Diptera, Syrphidae. Bases 323 to 4468 code for a protein of 1381 amino acids.